AUGCAGGAUAAAAAAAAAAGUAAAGAUGAUUGGAGAGAAGAUCUCUACAAUUUGAUAGAACUAUUGAGAAGGAGGCAGCUUAUUGGAUCUCAAGCUCAGGGAAAGAAAACACUCGAAGUCUUGAGACAAAUAGUUGAUAAGUGCACGUGGAAAAGUGUAAAUGAGCUUAUUCUAAAAAUAAAAGAAAUCGGCUCAGAAGUUGCGUCAAUUGAUCCUUUAGCAUUUUCUGUUAACAGUACUUUUAGGAGGUUUCUUAACGUAGUAAGAAAGGAAUAUAUCAAAUUGUGUACUAAACAGCCGGCAUGUUACUACUAUUUUAGUAGCUCUGAAAACACUGAUUUGCAAGGAGAUGUAAAUAUGUGUCUCUUAAGAUCCGCAAUUUUCGAAGGUAUAAAUGAACUUUUACAUGAAUAUGGACAAUCUUGGGACUUUGACCAAUGCCUGGAUAUUUUUACAGCAAACGAAACUGUUUUAAUUUAUGGUUAUUCAAAUUUAAUUGAGAGAAUGUUAAAGUCAAUUUCAAAAAAAAAAACAAAUCUAACUGUUUUUAUUUUAGAUGGUGACCCAGAAAAGUAUUCUUAUGAAUUUGCUCAGAAAAUUUCAUUUGAAUUUGGUAUUAAUGCUAUUCUGAUGUCUGAUUCAAGCUUAUUCAGCCUUAUACCCAAAGUAAGCAAAGUUAUUUUAAGCGCAAAAGCGAUAUUUCCAGAUGGAAGUGCCGUUACACUUUCUGGUGGAUACUUAAUUUCACACACUGCGAAAUUUUUCUCUGUUCCUAUUGUAAUUGUUGCUGCCCUCUAUAAACUUUGUCACUUCCCACUUUUUGACACCCAGAGAACAAAUUUAAUCGUUCCGCCAAACCUCUUUGCAGACUCACUUAAGCAACUUUCAAAUGUUCACUUUGCAAUUAAUAAAUUGGAUUUAAUCCCUGAUAAUUUAAUAAGUAUUUUCUUAACAGAAAAUGGAUCAAUGUCUAAACUACAACUAUAUGAGAUUUUCAAGGGUAGGUUUCAUCCAGAUGAUCUGUGA
Molecule: messenger RNA, 1026 nt
Organism: Cryptosporidium ubiquitum
Lineage: Eukaryota; Apicomplexa; Conoidasida; Eucoccidiorida; Cryptosporidiidae
Product: translation initiation factor IF-2B beta EIF-2
Exons: 1
Coding region: 1-1026 (341 amino acids)
Biological process (GO): translational initiation
Cellular component (GO): eukaryotic translation initiation factor 2B complex
Molecular function (GO): guanyl-nucleotide exchange factor activity; translation initiation factor activity
Source: RefSeq, a predicted model, not a curated record